AAAAGAAAAUUCAAUUUUUUAACGUGAAAUAUUAAAAGAAUACCAUUAAAUAUAUAUUUCAGAAUUUAAAUUACGCUGAAAUAACAUAAUAGAGGUUGAACAUGCUUCAAUUUAAAGUUUAAGGAUUAAAUUUGAAAUAUUCGAAUCGGCGGCUAAACGUCACCCAGCACUAAUGUAAACAAACCGUUUUUGAUCUAUGAGGAAUAAUUCGUUCUAUUUAAGAUAACAACAAAAGUUAUAUAACCGUGAUGGCAGCUUUCAAAGCGUAAAAGCAAAUGAAGUCUUAGCUGCACCAAUUUGAUGUUCCAUGUCAGCCUGAUUUAGAAGUUUCGGAGAUUCUUAAUACAGAAUGAGCAAGUCAAAGCAGUCAGCUGGUGAUCAUGAACUCAUUGAAAGUUUGAGGUUCAAAAUUAAAGAGUUAGAACAUGAGGUAUCAACAUUGAGAAGUAGACUGGAUGGACUACGGAAAGCCAAGAAUACAACCAUUACUAAACGAGAGAGAGAAGUUGUUGAAGUUGGAUUUAAAAGGGAUCCCCACUAUGAUGCCAAAAUUGAGGAACUAGAGAAAAAGCUUAAGGAAAAGAUGACCAAUAGCCGAGAAAUGGAAGAGUUGAAGAAACAACAUGCAGAGCAGCUUGCAGUUGCAGAGAAAUCUCGUCGUGACCUACAGAAACAACUGGACGAACUGUACGCCCGUAUGGAGACAGAGAGAAAGGAUUUAAAGGACAGACUAGAAAAGGAAAAGGGUAAGAAGGCGGACAACAAUGAUUCUGAGCUCUAUAAGUUGCGGACCAAAAUUGCUGAGUUGGAGGGGGACAAGUCUGCACUUAUGUUGGAGAGUAAUGAUUUGAAGGAGAGAGUUAACUCCCUUUGUCUGGAGCUCUCUGUAAAGGAGGCCAAAUGGUGUGAGAGGGAGGAGCAGUAUAAACUCAAGCUGAAGCAGCAGUGGGGAGACAAAUAUGCUGAGUGGAUGGCAGAGACAGAAAGGAAAAUUAAAGAAUUGGAGGAGACAAACCAAAUGUUGCGUAUGUACCUCCACCGUUCUGGUCAGGGAGUACCUGAAGAGGGGGCAAGGCACUCUUGACCACAGCCACUCACCUGCUGUAAUACCAUCCACUGCUGUUCAAAUUAAACAAAUUUGUUCUUCUACUAUACUAGGUACCUUAACAUUGUAAAACUUGAUAAAAAUACUCUCUUGUAUUGUUGUAUAAUCCUUAUUGUCAUUUACUUAGUAAAAAGAAGAAACAUGCCAAUGAACUGCACAACUAUACAAUUGUAAUAUAUAAAUGUUCAAUUAUCAUAGCAUUGGGAAAUCUGUCGUUUGAUAGAAUUAGAUGUAUCCUUUAAAGGCUUUUAACACUUUUUGCACAAACAUUGUAUGCUGUCCCCUAUUUCUCGUAAAUCUGAAGUCCAUUAUAAAAGAGGCUUUUUUGAGGGGUUUUAUGCGCUAUGAUUGAUAAGAGAUUUUUAACAGAGAUUUGUCAAUGAAAUAAAAAUUAUAUUUCAUUGUUUCAAUCAGUUCAAUAACAAUUUGAUAUUUUCACUGUUUUGAAAUUUUUGCCCGCACUCAAAUUCAGUUUAAAGACUAGUAUGCACAGGUCUAAAACACAAAUACCAUGAUGCCUUUUAUGUUUUGCAUAAUUUUCAGCGCCUUAAAAUUGAAUACAACAUUUCAUUUUAAAUCAUAAUGUAGGCAUACAAAACAAAUAAAAAAUAAAUGUUUAGGUGUAAGGGGUUGGGGUCUUGUAGUGUGAAUCACUGUAGAGAAUUGUUCCUCUAUAUUUUCACUCCAUGUUUAGUGUACAGAUUUCAAUAAAUCAUAAUAUAUGAUAUUAUAUAACAGUUAUUUAAACAAGUGUUCAUCUGUGUUCAACAAGACAAUAGAUGUUUGUACUAAAUGAAAUACAUGGCUGAUAACCAUCAACCUUGGUUGCUUUGCACUUAUGUUUGACAGGCUGCUCCUUGUGGGUAAUGCACACCAGCCACAAUCAUGAACAUGUCUUACAGGACUGCUCCUUGUGGGUAAUGCACACCAGCCACAAUCAUGAACAUGUCUUACAGGACUGCUCCUUGUGGGUAAUGCACACCAGCCACAAUCAUGAACAUGUCUUACAGGAUUGAUUUCAAACUUGAACAAUUUGGCAAGAGCAGAAAACUGAGCUGUAUUAUAUUUCAUUGAAUACAUGCAAUAUUUGCAUAUUUCCCUUGACUAUCUUACAUUUUUUUGUUAAAGUGCAAAAAUGUUUUGACAAAGCAAUGUAACAACUAAUUGAGAAGGCCAUGAUAGAUAAAGAUGGCUUUCAUAAUUCUGGCAAUUGAUAUAACUUCAUAAGGAUUAAAUUUUCGUCUUUUUUUAAUUUGAGUAGUGGCAAACUUUAGACGAAGUGAACAGAUGUUUUCCAUUGUUAAAAUAAUGUUGACCUCACAAAAUUCACUUAAGUCAACAAAUCAUGCUAAAAUGCUGUAGAAUUCAAACAGUUAUAUUAUAAUUACAGUAAUUAUAGCUACCAAGUGAAGUGAUUUGAUACAGCAUGUUGUGAUUUUAUGUUAGUAUAUUUUUAUCAGAAGUAUUUUUGUUGCCAUGGUAUUCAACUUUCUCCCCGAUACUAGAUCAAGUUGUAUAUUAUUGAGUACAGUUUUAAAUAGUUUGAUAUUGUGUUGCAGCUGCCUGUUUUUACAAGCUAUAUUAUAUAAAUAUUAUAUUAUAUAUAAGAUGCAACUGCUGAUGUAAAAAACUUACUGCUGAAACAUACUGUGAUAAUAUAUUUUAUACAAUGUUCACCUCGUUUUAAAGGCAUUCGUAUUUAGAGUCACAAAUAUAUAUAAAGCUAUAAAACAUUGUGUUAUAUUUUGUACCAAAUGUAUUUUUAAUUUAUUGUACAUGUCACAGCCCAGGAUUUCGGGCUCAAUGGUAAUUUUCUUUUAGGAAUUCUUAAUUCAAAAACGAUUUGUUUUUUCAAAAUCUGACUUUAAGCAGAUGAUUUUUUGAUACGACAUUAAUAUACAAGUAUAUUUUGUUUUAUCUUCAUGAAUAAUCAUGUUUUAUGAACUUAUAUAUGUUGUUUAUUACAAAUUAUUCAUUUACCGAAGAUCUCAAAGUUGUUGUUUUUCUGUCUGUGAUACAUGAAGUUUUUAUUGUUUUAAUUUAUAUGAAAGAGUUAUUUCGCAUGUGAGUAUACAUCUAAAUAGUGUUGAAAUAUUAUAAACUGCAUGUAAUUGCUUUUUUUCAUAUGCACAGGUAUGUGCACUCACGCAGGUUUUGUCGCAAAUAAAAUCUACAGUAUGACUAUACCAUAUUUCGACUGGAUAAUUUUGUGCUAAAUAUGAAGUGUCACGUCUUUUGUCGGUUUGUGAUUUAGAUUUUUUCUGUGUUUGUGUACUACU
Molecule: messenger RNA, 3384 nt
Organism: Mya arenaria
Lineage: Eukaryota; Metazoa; Mollusca; Bivalvia; Myida; Myidae
Product: cingulin-like protein 1
Exons: 8
Coding region: 350-1084 (244 amino acids)
Source: RefSeq, a predicted model, not a curated record